Molecule: messenger RNA, 4972 nt
Organism: Lymnaea stagnalis (great pond snail)
Lineage: Eukaryota; Metazoa; Mollusca; Gastropoda; Lymnaeidae
Source: the annotation of a GenBank genome assembly
CAAACCUGGUUGGGUGAACUUGAAAUCUUGCUUGUUUCUUCAGCCUGGGCCUGGAUCUAGACGAUCUUUAAGGACAAUAAAGAGAGCCGCCUGCAAGACCAAGAUACCGGUACCAGAAAGGGCAGACUUUGAAGAGGGACUACCCCAGUAUUGCAGUACUUCUAGGGGAACUCAAUCACACAAAAAAAAGACACGACAUGGCAUGGUCAAGUUUCUCACAUCUUCGAAGGUUAAAGACCAUAACUGAUAACCAAAAACAUGGGAUAAUUGAAAUUUCACGACCAGAGGCCUGAAGGAUUGCUCUGAAGACCAGACACUGAGAGUAUGAAUGGCAAGUCUUUACCUACUAAACUUACUUAACACUAAUAAUACAUUCCUAUCUUUACAGUAAUUGCACUCUUUACUAGUCUUUAGUCUUUACCAUUAUAAAAUUACAGCCCCAAUAUUCACAAAAGAUAUUAAAUAAAUAAUAAUAUACUGGUAUUCAUUGUACUCUUAUUCAUAUUUAAAAGUAUUCAUAGCAUAGACAGAGGACAUUUUUCAAAUAAAUGAAAAAUAACUUUUAUAUCAGUCACACUGAAUAGACCUACUUUAAAUAGCCAUGCCCAUAAAAAAGCCCAUAUGAACAUAAGACUAUGUCAAAUUUGUGACAGUAGAUUUAAGUAUGUAACACUAUUUUGAGUCAAAAUAAAUUAGGAUAAGGAAUAAAACAAAUAUGCCUAAUAAUAGAAAUAUUUAUAAUUAUAGUAAUAAUAAAUACUUAAUUUCAUUAGGCUAUCUAUUAAUAUUAUGGUAGACCUAAAUUAUUUUUGUAUAUGAUAUGGCAGGUCUGCACAACUCGAACUGUAAGGCGGGCCGAAAUAUUUUAUGAAAAACCUGUGUGGGCCAAAAGAAAAUAGGAAAGGACUUGUGCGGGCCAAAAGAAGAUAGGACAGGAGGGAAAGAUAUUAGGAAAAGAAUAAGGAUAAAGAAUAUUUUGUUUCUUCGUGGGCCACAAAGUGGUUGCUGGCAGACCCCAUGUGGCCCGUGGGCUGUAUGUUGUGCAGGCCUGUGAUAUGGUAUAAUAUAGCCUAGGUUAAUAAUUAAUUUAAUAAUAUAUAAUAUAGCAUUGAUGGGCCUGUGGCCUUGCCAAAAAGACACUAAACAGAAAUUGAACACACAUACAAAAAUCCAACCAUGCUAUGAGUAUGACUAGUAGUAAUACUAGGCCUACUAGUAAUUACUAGUAUGAGUUUGAUAUUCCUAAUUAAAUUUACUCCAUAUUAGUUAUUAGUAGUAUUACUAUAACGUCGCCACAUUAUUCCAUCAGCUAUGUUGUUGCCCCACUCAUCUACGUUGCCCUUCCAUUCUGUCAGCUAUGUUGUUGCCCCACUCAUCUACGUUGCCCUUCCAUUCUGUCAGCUAUGUUGUUGCCCCACUCAUCUACGUUGCCCUUCCAUUCUGUCAGCUAUGUUGCUGUGACUCUUCUACCUGUUAUGUAUCAAUAUUUCACUACAUAUUUAAUGAUGCCAGUCUUCUGCCCUCAUCAUAGUUGGUUUGUCUUGCAGGUAUGAGACAAGACUAAACUUUCACUCGAAGAAUUAAAGAUGGUGAAGGCGGAGAGUAGCUGCAUCAUGUUGGAGAGAGAACAGCAACAACAGUGGUACAAGAAAUGUUUUGAUGAGAUAUCAAAUCAGGUGGUCCAGGUCCUGUUGGCUCACAAGGUAGAUAUCUUAAAAAUGUGGGUUCCUGUACCUCAUAUGUAGCUCUACUUGUCAGUUUAAUAAAUUUAAUAUGAUCUAUUUAUAACUUAUUAUAAAUAUCAAUACACUGUUGGUCAAUAAAUAUUGUUCAGUUUCAAUUUUUCCUUUAAAAGAUAUAAAACUUAAUAUAUGCAGUACUUUUUCUAUUGAAGAUUUUAUUGACAUUUCAUGACUACAGAUAAAAGGAAAUCAAAUUAACCCAUUCUUGCCUAAUUUGCCCUCCUGGAUAGGCAAUGGCACAUAACUCAAUUUUGAAAUGUAAAUUUAAUUUUCAAAAAAGAAGAAGAAAAAUAUAGAAAAUACACAUUAAGCCAUUUCAUUUUAUUGAAAUUUUAUUAAAUAUAAAAAUGAAUGAGUUGUACAAAUCAUGAUAAAAAAUAAGAUUAUUCAGAGAAUAACAUUUUAAUAAUAAUAUCUGAAGUUGACUAUCACAAACUGUACACAAAUUUUCCUGUCUGGUGCACUUUUGGGGAAUUUAAUUUUUCAAGCUAUUGAAUGAUUUUACAUAUUUACUUUAGGCCCUUAUUUACACAUAUGGAGUGAUCAUUUUUACCAAGUUUUAAAAAAAAGUCUUUUAAUAAUAAAUUUGAUACAUUUAAAAAAAGUUUGGGAAAAUUAAUUGGUAACUUUUUGGGCAUUUUAAAACUUAUUUUUAAACUAUUAUAUGAAGAUUGUGUUCAUUGGACAUUUUACAUUUUGAUAAGUUGAUUUGAGAAGUUUAUUUCAUACAUAUUUUUAGUAACAAAAGAAUUAAUAAAAUGACCUCUUUGGCCAAAUCAUUAACUCAACUUUAUGGGGAAAAUUCCUAUUUUUGACCAAAUUAUUAACUCAACUUUAUGGGGAAACUCUUAUCUCUUUGACCAAAUCAUUAAAUCAAAUUUAUUGGGAAAUUCCUAUAAACUCCUAUCUCUUUGACCAAAUCAUCAACUCAACUUUAUGGAACUCCAUUUCAGGGGACAACUUAUUGUGACAAAGCUAAGAUAUAAUUUCUUUGAAAAAUUAUUUUGAAGGAAGCACAACGCCCUAACUGCAAAUAUUUUAACAGCCUUUCAAAUGUAUAAAUUCAUGUGAAAAAUAUGUUUUUUUAAUGAUAAUUUUUUUUAUUUUCUUCUAAGUUAAUACAAGAAGAAGCUGUGCUUACAAGUCAAGUAUAUGUAUAGACUGCUUACAUAUCUGAAGUGGAAUCUUAUUGGAAGAAGACUCUAAUCUUGAUCAUGGACAAGAAAGUACCAUGUUAGUUAUCUUAAAUUUUUAACAUAUUUAAAUAGAAAAUGUUAUACAUAUUUAAUGCCAUUUUUUAAAUCUUUAUUAAUAUCCUGAAAUGUUAAUAGCUUUUAAAUUGUUUUCUAGAUUCAACUGUAGAGAAAACUUUAAGCCUACACAGCUACCCAAAUUGGAUGAUCCAGCACAAGACACUGUUCACUGUUGAAUCCAAAAACAGAUCAACCAGCACCAACCAUUGAUAUCAAGAGAUAGAACAACUCACCAGCUGCUGGUUUCAACUUUCAGGGUUUAAAGUGAAUAUACAUUUUUACUUAAAAUAAAUUAAGUGCACUUAAAAAUAAAAAAAAAUUCAAGUGUAAAAUAAAAUAAGAAAAGUUAGGCAUUAAUGCUCUAUCCAAAAAUGUUUCAUGUAGGCUGUAAUAUAAUAUUGUUUACCUUAUAACUUUGGUGUGCUGCUUAUAGAAUUCCAUAUAAAAGUAAAAUAAAUAAUCAAAAUUAAGUCAUAAACAGUUUAAACACAUGUUACUGUUAGAGACCGACCGCAUUUCAGCUUCGGGGCCAAAAGUUGCCAUUUGAUCCCUUUUGGCCUAGUUUCGGUUUCGGCCGAAAUUGAAAAGUUAACUUUCAGUUUAAUUUAGGUUUCAGCCGAAACUGAAAAGUUAAGUUUCGGUUUACUUUUGGUUUCGGUCAAAAGUGAAAAAUGCCUUCAGUCUUCUACCAGAUGUCAGAUUGUCACUCUGUCUGAUGGCUGGCAAUCCGAUAUUAAUUAUUGUUUGACGUAUGGCUGUCAUCGGUAAUAUAUAAAAAAUAAUUUGUGAACACUGUUCACAGCUGCAUGAUGACUGACUUGUCCAAUAUUUCAAGAAAUGAAAUAAGGCAAAAGGAAAGGUUAAUAGUUUCGUGGAAAAAAAAAACUAUGGGGAAUGGUAAUAUUUACAUUAUUAUUUUUUAUUUAUUUUUUAAAAAUAAGGAACACUAGUUUUAUUCAAGCCAUUUAUUUUUUAAAUCAAUUUUGAUUUAUCAUUAUCUUGCUCCUAGAUGUAGUCAUAGUCAAAGGUAACUAGCAUUGUGAAAAAAAAUCAUCAACAUUCAUCGUUAUCGUGCUCAUAAAUGUUUUCACUGACAACGAAAUAAAAGUUUUAAAUAUCAUCACAUCAAAUUGGUCAAGUGUGAAGUGUAUGGAAACAAAUGUAAAGAAAGACAAGAAUGAACCUUUAGUCAUAUUUUUAAAAAUAAUUAAAUAUCAUUACUUUUUCAUUGUGAUUAUUAGGCAAAAGUAGCAUUUAAUUUAAAUCAUACACGUGUGUGUAUAACUGUUUCGUAAAAUAAUUAUGUUAUGGGACUGUAAUAUCAAACUAAACCGACAUUCCCUAAACUUUUGUUCAAUCUAGGUCAAAUCUAAAAUUAGCUGACCAAUGAUAAUUGCAGAUAAACAAACAAUUUCAGGUCGCCCAAUAAGAACACAAGUUUUAACCAGAAAAUGUAUGGGUUCUUGGAAGAAAAGAGUUUCUUCAUGUCUUGUUUGUGGACGUUUUAUUGGGCGAUACCAUUAAGCAAUAGAUAGCCUAAGCUCUCAAGCAAUUUAAGACGAAUAAAAAUUGCCACUAAAGUUGUUCCAUCAAUUUUGGCGGUGAGCAGAACGUGUGCGAAAACGAGUAUUGAAAUAUUUAAAUAUUUCAGUUUCGGCUGAAACUGAAAAGUUAAGUUUCGGAUUACUUUCGGCAGAAAGUCAUUUUUAACUUUCGCCGAAAUCAGAAAAUCACUUUCGGUCAUUCUCUAGUUACUGUAUUGCAUUCCCCCCCUCUGGUACUUUGAUCUAAAAUGUAACUUUUUUUUAAAAACCUGCAGAAUGCCUAAAUCAGAAAGACCAAGGACAUGAGCAUUGGAAGGACUCAUUGGAGUGUGAGGGACUAAGUACAUGAGCAUUGGAAGGACUCAUUGGAGUGUGAGGGACUAAGUACAUCUUGGUGUCAAGAUUAGGAGCUGAUUGAAACCAAAUAAUUGCA